CAAACAUGGUCGCGGAGCAGUGAUGUCGCCACAUGCACUGAUAAUGCACUUGAAUCAUCUUUGCUGCCACUGUGACUGAGUUUAGCCAGAGUCUGUAAAUCCAAAGAACAAGGAUGGCACCCAAGGAAAGGAAUCGCUCAAGCAGUGGAAAGGGGAGCAGUAAAAGUAGGAAGAAGAGUCACUCUGCUGCCUCUCAAGAAAGGGCUGGUCACCCAGAAGAUAUCGUCCCUCUGGUCCUGACGUCAGACACCCAGAAGCUCUUCGGCUGCCUUGUUGAUGAACAUGUCACAGAGCAAAGCCCGUACAAGCUGCUGAAAAAAGACAGCAUCAUACAGGACAUUACAUCGAGAGCAGCAGUGUCUGAUUUCAGUCCCGUGAAGCAGAUUGUGCUGCCGCCUGAGACUGAAACAGAAGAGCUUGAGAAUGAAGUCAAUAAAACUCCAGAACCAAAACCAUGGAUUUCUCUUGGCAGUGAAACAGAAAUUGAGGAAGAAUCUGUCAAAGAGACUAGAGAAAAGCUGAAGAUCAGCUUSUUUAGAAAGCGGGAGUCGUUUGGAUUGCCACUCAUUUUUUCUGGCAGCGAGACCACCCACCUGGAGUGGCCCUCCUAUGAGGACAAGACAUUCAGCAUGAAGGUGAUGCUGAAAAACUGCAGCACACAGGCGGUUCCAAGGCUGCGGGACUGCAGUGCACAAACGCACAGGAAUUUUCAGAAGAAUGACUCCACCCAGUACAUGUUAGAAGAGGAAAAAGAGGACAAAGAAAGGAUCCUGCAGGAUGAAAGUAUUAAGAUUUUUCUUAAUGUGGUAACUCCCAG
Molecule: messenger RNA, 817 nt
Organism: Austrofundulus limnaeus
Lineage: Eukaryota; Metazoa; Chordata; Actinopteri; Cyprinodontiformes; Rivulidae
Product: WD repeat-containing protein 63
Biological process (GO): cilium movement involved in cell motility; inner dynein arm assembly
Cellular component (GO): inner dynein arm
Molecular function (GO): dynein heavy chain binding; dynein light chain binding
Source: RefSeq, a predicted model, not a curated record